AUGCAACCAUACGUCUACUUCUGCCCGCCUCCAGCCAACCCCUGCGCAUCCGCCGCCGCAGAUGCCGCUUCGUGGAACCAGCACUUUUCUCAGAUGCCGCCGCCGCCGCCGCCGCUGGCGCCGCUAGUUCCGCUGGCUCCGAGCUCCCCGCCCCGCGCGGACGUUCUGAAAGAGCAGCAGCCCUUUGCGGGGAAACCCGCGCUUCCUUCCGCAGCAGUCGGCGGAAGUUCCGGUUUCCGCCCGUGGAAGCAGCUCAAGGACCCUCGUGAGACCGCUUCCGCCGAUUCCUCCGCCGUGCAUCCGGGCCCCGCUAGCGCCUCGGCGGAGUCAUGCCACGUCACCAGUCCGUAUCUCACGCCCUUCUCCGCCCAACUUCCGCAAGCCGCUCAAGGUCUGGGUUUGGCGCACCUCCCUGCGCGGCCGUCCCCUCUCCCCAUGUGUGGCGUUCCGCCGGCGAUUGCGCCCGGUAUGGCUGCGCGGAUGAUCUCCGGAGCGGGCCUUGGCGGAACUGGAUGCGCGCAGUUUCCCCCGUUUGGGUGGCCUUUCCCCGGGUAUGGGGAAGUGGCGGCGAGUAUGAGGCCGAGCUCUCUUAUGGCGUUAGAAGGGCAUGCGUUUAUAGGGGAUAAGAGACGGCUGGGAGACGGGAAGGCGGAUGCCGGAGACGAAGAUACCCACGCGCGGAAGCGGCGCAGGCGGAGGGGAUGCGCGGAGCACACAGUAAGCGGAGACGGCGCGGAGGUUGGGGGGGCCCACGGUGCCCAUCACGACAGGGGAAGCGCGGGGGAAUCGGGGGAGGGCGCGGAACGGGGGGCGCAUGGGAAAGGGGAGGCGGGGGAGGAGAAGGAGUGCAGUAACUGCGGCACGCACACGACACCGUUUUGGCGGAAGGACAGGGCGGCCGGAGGGCAACACCUGUGCAACGCGUGUGGGCUGUACCUCGCUAAGAACGACGCCCCGCGGCCCGCUGCACUGUGGAAACGAGAUGCACAUAGAUCUCAUGACACGGCAUCACAUGACUCUCCACUCCGUGAGGCGGCACGUUACAGCGCACCCCACCCUCCCCUGCCACAUCUCGCUCACUCUGCUCCUGUUGCCGCUGCUGCUCCUGCUGCUGCUGCUGCUGCUGCUGCUCCUGCUGCCGGUGCUACUGCUGCUGCUUCUCUGGUGGCCCAUCUACCGGCGGUUGCUCCUCACAGCAGCCAUGUCUCGCCUGCUCUCAACCUCCUGUCAUACCCACACACCACCAACCCACACACCACCAACCCACACACCACCAACCCACACACCACCAACCCACACACCACCAACUCACACACCACCAACCCACACACCACCAACCCACACACCACCAACCCACACACCACCAACCCACACACCACCAACCCACACACCACCAACCCACACACCACCAACCCACACACCACCAACCCACACACCACCAACCCACACACCACCAACCCACACACCACCAACCCACACACCACUAGCCCACACACCACCAACCCACACACCACCAACCCACACACCACCAACCCACACACCACCAACCCACACACCACCAACCCACACACCACCAACCCACACACCACCAACCCACACACCACCAACCCACACACCACCAACCCACACACCACCAACCCACACACCACCAACCCACACACCACCAACUCACACACCACCAACCCACACACCACCAACCCACACACCACCAACCCACACACCACCAACCCACACACCACCAACCCACACACCACCAACCCACACACCACCAACCCACACACCACCAACCCACACACCACCAACCCACACACCACCAACCCACACACCACCAACCCACACACCACCAACCCACACACCACUAGCCCACACACCACCAACCCACACACCACCAACCCACACACCACCAACCCACACACCACCAACCCACACACCACCAACCCACACACCACCAACCCACACACCACCAACCCACACACCACCAACCCACACACCACCAACCCACACACCACCAACCCACACACCACCAACCCACACACCACCAACCCACACACCACCAACCCACACACCACCAACCCACACACCACCAACCCACACACCACCAACCCACACCACCAACCCACACACCACCAACCCACACACCACCAACCCACACACUCACUCAACAGACCCCCCACCACCAUCACUCCUUACCUCUCACUCACCCGCCCUUGGGGUUUCAGCCCCUUUACCUCACACUUACCUGCCCUUGAAGCUUCACCCAAUUCCCUCACACUCACUCACCCUUUCAACUUCAGACACCUUCCCUCUCACUCACCCACUCUUGGGGUUUCCACCCCCUUCCCUUCCACUCACACGCCCAAGCGGUUCCCUCUUACUCACCCACCUGUGGGGUUCAGGCCCCCAACUCCCCUCUCACUUGCUCUCACCCACCCAAGGGGACUCAGCCCCUUUCACCCACUCGCGCAUCAUGCAAGGGUGGCAUCAGUGCAACUCAUCAUGUGCCACCAACAACAGGUGGCAUCAGUGCAACUCAUCAUGUGCCACCAACAACAGGUGGCAUCAGUGCAACUCAUCAUGUGCCACCAACAACAGGUGGUAUCAGUGCGACUCAUCAUGUGCCACCAACAACAGGUGGCACCAGUGCAACUCAUCAUGUGCCACCAACAACAGGUGGCAUCAGUGCAACUCAUCAUGUGCAACCAACAACAGGUGGCAUCAGUGCAACUCAUCAUGUGCCACCAACAACAGGUGGCAUCAGUGCAACUCAUCAUGUGCCACCAACAACAGGUGGCAUCAGUGCGCCUCAUCAUGUGCCACCAACAACAGGUGGCAUCAGUGCGCCUCAUCAUGUGCCACCAACAACAGGUGGCAUCAGCGCAACUCAUCAUCCGUGCAGAGCGCCAUGAUGCUGAGGCCGGGAGGAGGAGGAGACACCAGGGGAGAGGGGUCAAAACCAAGGAGGAGGAGGAGACACCAGGGGAGAGGAGUGAAAACCAAGGAGGAGGAGGAGACACCAGGGGAGAGGAGCGAAAACCAAGGAGGAGGAGGAGACACCAGGGGAGAGGAGCGAAAACCAAGGAGGAGGAGGAGACACCAGGGGAGAGGAGCGAAAACCAAGGAGGAGGAGGAGACACCAGGGGAGAGGAGCGAAAACCAAGGAGGAGGAGGAGACACCAGGGGAGAGGAGCGAAAACCAAGGAGGAGGAGGAGACACCAGGGGAGAGGAGCGAAAACCAAGGAGGAGGAGGAGACACCAGGGGAGAGGAGCGAAAACCAAGGAGGAGGAGGAGACACCAGGGGAGAGGAGCGAAAACCAAGGAGGAGGAGGAGACACCAGGGGAGAGGAGCGAAAACCAAGGAGGAGGAGGAGACACCAGGGGAGAGGAGCGAAAACCAAGGAGGAGGAGACACCAGGGGAGAGGAGCGAAAACCAAGGAGGAGGAGGAGACACCAGGGGAGAGGAGCGAAAACCAAGGAGGAGGAGGAGACACCAGGGGAGAGGAGCGAAAACCAAGGAGGAGGAGGAGACACCAGGGGAGAGGAGCGAAAACCAAGGAGGAGGAGGAGACACCAGGGGAGAGGAGCGAAAACCAAGGAGGAGGAGGAGACACCAGGGGAGAGGAGCGAAAACCAAGGAGGAGGAGGAGACACCAGGGGAGAGGAGCGAAAACCAAGGAGGAGGAGGAGACACCAGGGGAGAGGAGCGAAAACCAAGGAGGAGGAGGAGACAAGACAAAUGAAGGAGGAGAUGCACCAACGUGGAAAACAAUUGAACGAAUCACAUGA
Messenger RNA from Closterium sp. Naga37s-1, 3786 nucleotides. Lineage: Eukaryota; Viridiplantae; Streptophyta; Zygnematophyceae; Desmidiales; Closteriaceae. The record is from the annotation of a GenBank genome assembly.